AUGUAUGUUAAGUAUGCCAAGGAGUGUGAUUUUUCAGUCAGGAAAGGGACUACAAAGACAAACUCUAAAGGUUUCUUACAUAUUAAGUAUUUCUUGUGUACAAGAGCUGGGGUAUAUAAGGACAAGAAGGUUGAUACGUUGGACCCCGAUCAAAAGGAGCGAGUAGUGCGAUCUAACUUUUCAAAGAGGACUGAUUGUGGUGCUCUGUUUUGUGUACUUUUUGAGGAUGGAUUUUGGAAGUUGUAUAAGUUUGUCGAGGAGCACAAUCAUGAACUUAUUGAACGUCCUGAUAAGCAUUUUCUUCCAACUGAACGACACCUCACUCAGCUCCAGAAGCAUGUUAUACACAGCAUGUCUAAACUGAAUUUGGGUCCUGUCAAGGCGUUUAAUGUUAUGAAGAGUUGUUUUAGCGGUUUUGAAGAUGUGGGUGCAAGAAAAGUUGAAUUUAAGAACUAUAAGAGGCAAAUUAACUUGUUCAUAGGGGAAUAUGACGCCGAUAUGGUUGUGAAACAUUUGAAUGAAAAAAAGCAUUCCCAGCCUAAUUUCUCGUAUUAUUACAUCACAGACGAAGAGAAUCGUUUGAAGGGUCUUUUUUGGUGUGACGAUCAAGCCAAACGUAACUACCACGUGUUUGGCGAUGUGAUUUCGUUUGACGUCACAUACUCUAUGGUGUUUGUACCGUUCACUGGUAUAGACAAUCAUCACUGCAAUGUUACAUUUGGUGCAACAUUGUUGGCGUCGGAAAUUGCUGAUACGUAUAUUUGGUUGUUAAGAGUUUUUCUAAAAGCUGUUGGUUCUCAACCAAAAGUUGUUGUCACUGACCAAGAUCCAGCGAUGAAGAAGGCUAUUUCUGUUGUAUUUGUUAACACGAGGCAUAGGUUAUGCAUGUGGCAUGUGAUGCAUAAACUUUCUCUAAAGGUUGGUGUUAGGCUAUGCAAUUCCACCAAUUUUAAAGAACGUAUUUGUGGUGGUGUGUGGACGGAUAUUCUCACACCUGAAGAGUUUGAAUCAGAAUGGGAAGCGGUUAUUGCAGAAUUCAAUUUAGAAGAUAAUGAUUGGCUAUCUGAUAUUUUUGCACUUAGGGAAUCUUGGAUCCCUGCAUACUAUAGAAUGGAGCAUAUGUCUGGUCCUAUGCGAACGACAUCCAGGUCGGAGAGUGAGAAUCAUUUUUUUGGUUAA
This is a messenger RNA of Helianthus annuus (common sunflower), 1179 nucleotides long. Its product is annotated as protein FAR1-RELATED SEQUENCE 5-like. The record is from RefSeq and is a predicted model, not a curated record. NCBI's taxonomy places the organism in Eukaryota, Viridiplantae, Streptophyta, Magnoliopsida, Asterales, Asteraceae. The transcript has 3 exons. The coding region runs from base 1 to 1179 and encodes 392 amino acids. Gene Ontology annotation, biological process: regulation of DNA-templated transcription.